CUUAAAUGAUGUUCUUGCUGUACUCUGACUCUGAAAAGUCCAUGUAAGCAUUCCAUUCUCUGCACUUCACAGCUCUUCAAGUACUCUAUAAUUUUUUAUGGUAAUUUGCAAUUAGGAUAUUUGAAUUUCCGUUCCAUAUGAAUGGACAAUGAAAUCAAUUUAUGUUAGAUCAAUCAUUUUAAAAGAUAGUGAUCAUAAUGGUGGCACUAUCAGUAUAACAAUCAAGGGUUAAUAUGGAAUUUUACACAGCAAAUCAUCUAUAGGUAUUGGGGAGCAUCUAUUUACACAAUACUUCUACCUCAUUACACCCACUUUCUAAUUACACCCACUUUCUAAUUACACCCCUUAAAAAAAAUUUAAAAUUUUCAUUUUAUCUCGUUAUACCCUCCAUUAUUCCAAAUACACCCUCAUUCCUAACAUCCAAUCUUCUUAUUACACCCUCUAACCUUUCAAACCCUAGCUCCACACCCAACACCUCCUCCACCGCGUGUGAGCAAACGAGAGAGAAAAAUAGAUCAAAAGUUUUUUGAUCUAGAAGAAGAAGAUGAGAAAAAGCAGUUGGAGGACAACAGCGGUGGAAGGGGGAGGUGGCAGAUCUGGGGGAGGGGUGAUGGGGAAGGAAGGGAAGGGGUGGGGAGGGUGCUGCGGAGGGGGUGGUGCCCACGGUGGAGGUGGCGAGGAGGUGUUGGGUGGGUAGAAUAAUUAGGAUUUUGACAUUUUAGGGUUUCAGGAGUUUUAAGUAAUUUCAUGUAGAGAUAAAAUUGCAAUAAAAAAAAUUAAAAAUGAGGGAUGCAAUGAGAAGUGUUUGUGGUGUAAAUAAAAACACCCUAGGCAUUAUGGUAAAAGUAUAAUUGGAAUAAUAAUAAAGUGGUUGACAUAGUAAAUGUAUAGAUACAAGAUGGUAUUGAAAGACCUGUAACAACAACAGCAAUUAUAAACAUUGAUUCAUCAAAAUAGUGCAAGUGCAAUUAUGCAUUGGUUUGUUUAGAAUAAUCAUAUUAGUAGACAUUGUUUCAUUAUAAAAGAGAAUAGGGUGGGGAAGAAAAUAAUUAUUCGAAUGAAAGAAAUUUUUCUGGUAACUAGAAUAUCCAGCUUUGCUCUGACUAGUCCCUAGUCCCACACAUACCACGUAAUUACUGGAACCAUGCCCGAGGGUGACAUCAACGAGGUCAAAAGCUUCACAGGAUUCAAACUAGUGACCUACGCCCUGAGGCGCUUAUCACACUUCAACUUAAAUGAAAGAAAAUGAUCUAAUCUUUUCUCAAUUCACAAAAGUUUAAAGACCAAAAAAAAAUGGAGGGAGAAUCAGCAGCUUGUCGUUCCUUUUCAAACACAUCCCACUCCAACACUUCUCACCCAAAGAUGAGUAAGCAGCACUCCUUGGUUUCCUUCUUUACAUUUUUUUAUUCUUUAAAUACCCCUCUCUCUCUCUCUCUCUCUCUAUCUCUUUCUCUCUCAUCCAGGUUGGUGGAGAUAGUGCUGUUGAAUAGGUAUUCUCCAAUCUUAUUUUCAAUUGCUUUAUACAUACUCUUACAGGAAUAUUACACUACCCAUUCUCAUUUUCUGUUUAUACAAUCUUUUCCAUUUUCUUUAUUUUCAAUUCAAUAUAAUAAUCACUUGAAAUCUAAUUGACCGAGUGUGUUAAAAUAUGUGUUUCUUCCCCUUCCAUUCAUCAAUAUGUUUUGCAAGUAAGUUUCUCUAUUCAAAGCAAUAGAAUCGGUCUUUCAAUCUGAUAACCAGCUCUUUUCGAAGCAAAGCCAUCAUGCCCUUCGGUUUGGUCUCAGCAUGGAGCAAGCUCAAGAGAAGCAAGCCCGAGGAUCUCACUGACCCUUGGAUAUAUAAACCUAUAGAGUAUUGGCAACUCGAGGAUCAAAACACGCCCUUAGACAGACACCCAGUAUCAUCGGUUUUCACACUGAAGGAAAUGGAGGAAGCAACAAACUCCUUCAGUGAUGAGAAUUUAGUAGGGAAAUUAUCUGGAGGAUUUGGCCGAGUUUACGGCACAAGGACCCGGUCUGGAGGGGUUGUUGCAAUCAAGAAAAUGGAGCUACCACCAUUUAAAGAAGCGGAUGGGGAACACGAGUUUCGUGUGGAAGUAAAUAUUUUGAGCAGAUUGGACCAUCCAAAUCUGGUUUCCUUAAUUGGCUAUUGUGCUGAUGGGAAGCAUAGGUUUCUUGUUUAUGAAUACAUGCACAAUGGCAACCUAGAAGAUCACUUAAAUGGAAUUGGAGAAAUAAAGAUAGAAUGGCCUUUGAGGCUCAAAGUGGCACUUGGAGCAGCAAGAGGACUUGCUUAUCUCCAUUCAGGUUCCGCUAUUGGGAUUCCAAUUGUUCAUAGAGACUUUAAAUCCGCCAACAUUCUUUUAAACACCAACUUUGAAGCAAAGAUCUCAGAUUUUGGGCUCGCCAAAUUAAUGCCAGAGGGCCAGGAAACUUGCACGACUGCUAGAGUGCUUGGUACUUUUGGCUAUUUUGAUCCUGAGUAUACAUCGACAGGGAAACUCACCUUACAAAGUGAUGUGUAUGCAUUUGGAGUUGUUCUAUUGGAACUUUUAACUGGACGGAGGGCCGUGGACCUGAACCAAGGACCUAAUGAUCAAAACCUUGUACUCCAAGUGAGAGAUAUAUUGAACAACAAGAAGAAGUUGCGCACGGUGAUUGAUCCGGAGAUGAGCAGGAGUUCCUACACAAUGGAAUCUAUAGCCAUGUUUGCAAACCUAGCAUCACGAUGUGUCCGUAUUGAAAGUAGUGAGAGACCCUCAACGGAAGAAUGUGUAAAAGAACUCCAACUCAUUUUUUAUACAAAUUCAAAAGGAUUGGAAAAGGCUAUGCAUACAUUCAGAAUGAUCUGAAACCCUGUUAGGAUGAAACUAUUCUAUAUCAAAUCAAAUAUGCUUUAUAAACUUUCUUCUUCUACCUAAAACGUUAUGAGAUUGAUUGCAACAAUUUGCGAUGGGACACAACUUUCUUCUUCUAUUUUUUAUGCAUACAUAUAUCUAUAUAUUAUCUAAGAACAAAGACAAGUAAUGCUCGUCUAAAAUUUUGAUCCUACUGAAUAAAGAUUGCAUUAACUAAUAUUAUAAAAGAAGAAAAAUGCUCUACUUAUUAAAAUUGAAGACACAAAAAGUAAUAAUAAUAAUACAUACGGAUUCUUAAAACCAUCCAUAAAAUAUACGAGUUCUUUAACAGAAACAUUUCACCAGUGUAACCAGUUGAAAAUGAAC
Messenger RNA from Camellia sinensis, 3223 nucleotides. Its product is annotated as putative serine/threonine-protein kinase PBL28. Gene Ontology annotation, biological process: protein phosphorylation. Lineage: Eukaryota; Viridiplantae; Streptophyta; Magnoliopsida; Ericales; Theaceae. The record is from RefSeq and is a predicted model, not a curated record. Gene Ontology annotation, molecular function: ATP binding; protein kinase activity.